Messenger RNA from Paramacrobiotus metropolitanus, 3588 nucleotides. RefSeq lists its product as uncharacterized. The transcript has 9 exons. The record is from RefSeq and is a predicted model, not a curated record. Gene Ontology annotation, cellular component: membrane. Gene Ontology annotation, molecular function: hexosyltransferase activity. Lineage: Eukaryota; Metazoa; Tardigrada; Eutardigrada; Parachela; Macrobiotidae. Bases 301 to 2034 code for a protein of 577 amino acids.
UUGUAGCGCCAUGUUUUGCGCUCUGUACGUAAUAAAGUUCUUACGUCAGGGACAAAACCGAGACUCCAGCUACGACAAAUGUUGUAGAGUUUAAUGCCAGCGUUUUUACUCUCUAUCACAAACGAUAAUAUUCUUUUAACUUCCUUUUGGCUUUACACUGAAUAUGAUAUGCCGUUUGCAUUCACUGUGAUGGGACUUAUGGGUGCCGAUAUAAUUCACAUUUAAUGCGAAUAAUGAUUAGAGUAGAAUUUGUUUAGCUUGGACCUGCAAAUCCGUUUUCCGGCCGAAAUUGUCAAGCUUAUGACUUUAAAAAUCAAAACUUUGAUUGUUUUACUUAUCAUUAUAUUCUUCUUAUCCGCGUACAUUGUAUCGUUCAUCUUCACGUACAAUUCAGACACCCAGAAAAUCAUUAUUUUCGGUAAGGAAUUUCCCUGGCUGGAACAUGCUCCAGAAUCUUGCGUGGUGGAUGAUGAUUUCCAACCGAAAGGAGUUAUCUUCUUACAUCCCGUCAAUACGACCGUGAACUUUCGAAAAGAGAUUCGCGCAGAAUGGUACAGCAUAGCGCUCAAAUGCCACUGCAAAAUUAUUUUAGUCUACACGGCCGAUACAGUCCGUUAUCAGCUGAAAGAGGAAGAUUUAUCCCACGUUAUUACCACACGCAGUAACGCCGAUGCCGAACCGGGAGAAAUCCCGAAAAAUAUCGUAACGGAGUUGCAGUCCUGGAUUUUUCGCACCUGUAAAGAUGUCAGCUAUUUUAUACUGGUUUAUGACGUUGUCCAUGAAACACUGGGCGGCAGUGCCAAAAACUUUACGAUGCAUACCAUGCCGCAUAACGCAAUCGAAGUUGAUUCGUCCUUGCCUUAUCGACAAUGCAUGAACCUGGCUGUGCAAGGGCUGAAGGCAGAGCACCCCAACGGUCCUGCUUACGAAGAUCUGUUCUCUGUGACCGAUAUAGAUAUCCCGGAAAGUGGCAUUGAUUCCACUGGACAGGAACUGCUAAAUAACCUAUCGCUCGCAGAAAGAAGUAUUAUGCUAAAAGAAGCUCAAAAUUAUGAUAUUAAUCCCGACAAGUCCAAGUUCAUCAUUAACCAACCGGAGCUGUGUGCAAAGUACAACAAUGCCCCGCCUUUCCUGUUCAUUGCUGUCCACUCUGCGGUGAAUAAUUCCCAGCAUCGACAAGGCAUAAGAGAAACUUGGGGGCAUCGAGAAGUCCUCCAUAAGUGUAACGCGUCUUUGGUUUUUUUCCUCGGAUCUCCCGAAAAUUCUACUGUGCAGGACGAGAUAUUUGCCGAAAACGAGAAAUAUCACGAUAUUGUGCAAAACAGUCACAUCGACCAUUAUCGAAACCUCACGGUUAAACAAACCUCCAUCUACCGAUAUUUUUCAACCUACUGCGAAAACGUCGGUUAUGAUUUUCUUUUGAAAGCGGACGAUGAUAUAGUUUUGGAUUUGGAAACUGUGAUAACCUUUCUGAAUGAUAUUUUGUCCGAACCAGACAAAUGGGUGCCGGCAAAAAGCUUAUAUUGUUACCAUGUCGAAUCCGUCGAGCAGGUUCCUAGAAGCACAACAUACACGUGGUGCAUUAAGUAUGAAGAAUAUCCCGUAAAGGUCUAUCCGCCGUUUUGUUAUGGAAAUGCAUAUUUCGUCCCCAAGGUACUAGUUAAACCAAUGUACGACAUGUCAUUACGAACUCCGCAUUUUUGGGUGGAUGAUGCAUACUUCACGGGAUUUGUGGCUCGAAACAUAAAGGGUGUCCGUCGUGUGCAACUCCCAUCCCAACGCCCCAUCAUGGCGGUUAACAAGGCACCAGAAGUUCCUUUAAGCAACAAGCGUUGGCUAGUGCAUUACUGGAGUCUUCAAAUAGGACCGUACAAUCCUUGGUGGGUUGAAUACCCAACAACGUACUACAUGGAUAAUCCACACUGGAUGGCAUUUCAAAGUCGACAUAACGAAACAGCCCGACAAUUUUAUAUUAAGGAUGUUCAGAACAGAACCGGGAAAGUUUUAGCCGAUUCUGAUUUUGCUGUGAUAUAAAAGAGAAAUAGUUAUUCAUAUUGCGUACAUGUCAAAGCCAUAAAAUUAGAGCUAGAAACUUGACUGUUGGAAUGUUUUAUAAUCUGUCAUGGUUUAAUUGGAGCAGCACGUAAGAGCAGCACCUGUAUUCGGCGGCUAUUUGCAGAUUACUGAUUGUGAGGUUAGCGUAAUACUGCAUGAAUAAGCUGAAUUACAGUAACUCGAUAUUCGGGGCCUGCUGACAUUGUUAGUAGGCGCGCCUUUUUUAUAUUAAUUCAAAAUUUUGCCUGGUUUUCAUACAACUUCGUACUGCAAAACUUACCGUCAUCUUCUGUCUCACAAUUAAGUAUAGACAUGUCAAUGACCACUGUGUUUACUAAUAAAAUUUCUACCUACUGGCAAUUUGUUAAACUGCCACGAUCGAUGCGCAUUUGUAUCACAGCUAACAGACACAGAUUUUGAUACUGUCCUGGCUUGUGUAAUUAAACUGAGAUGUUGUCUGUCCUUCUUAAUAUUCAUCAUUAUAAAAUGUAACUAAUUUGCCUGUUUUAUCUAUGUGAAGACGAACAAGAUUGUAGAUAAAACGAAAUCAGUUUUCCAAAGGAAGUACAGAUUUGUACAUCUGCUAAAAUGCACCGUCUUUCCAACUGGAUAUUGUCAGCGGUUAUAUCUGUACUAAGCACUGCAACUCUUUGCAAGUCGCAAGGCCCACAGGGAAAUUCGUCAUGGUCUCUGGAUGCACUCCUUGGACAGUACGAUUUCGUUCUGGAGACUCGACAUCUUAUGGAGGAACUGAUUUAUGGCAUUUCCGGUGUUCCGAAGGAUGUGGCCAAUGGGCCGACCAGCAUAAUAUUCAGCAAAACCAGCGACGGAAGCCGGUAUCAACAGCAAACCGUGCGGAUCGAUCCACGCUAUAAUGUGACGAUUCCCUUUGUUUUGGGUGUGACAUCCGCACAGUCUCAGCCUGGACACUGGCUGCAAUCAACUUUUACCAUGGUGGACCAGUUCACCCUGCGUUCUAGAAUUUCUUCCCUUCAAAACAAUACUGCUGUUGAGUAUCUGGCAACCUUCACCUUUAACACCGAUGCCAGUGGAAUCAGUAAUGUAUGUAUUGUGUCGUUACAGCAUCAGGUUUUCUUAUUGAUUUUUUUAGGAUUUGCCUGCGAUGCGAGUAAUUAACAAUUUUCAUAUGGUGGUCGAUGUGCUGUAUCCCCAGCAGUUUCAAGCAUCUGUAUUUCUUACUCGUAACCAGACUGGAUCUCGUUAUACGUGAUUAAUUUUGUGUUUUUACAAUACCAAAAUGCGCACACUUUUGGUGCAAAGACUUCUUUUCACAGUAAACGUUACAGAACAUUUGUCUGAGUUUGUUAUUUUUAAAUUUAUUCUUUCGUAGUUAUGUUCUACUGUUUUUAGGGGCAAGUACGAACCUGUAAUAUGGGUACAUAUUCCAAGGUAAUGUGGAGCGGAUCUGCGUUAUGGAACUGAAAAUUAAUUUCUAUGCCGUACCGCAGUCAAAAAUUUCAAAAAAUGCCUUGUUCAGAAGCUGUUUCUCACUGUUUGGUGCCUCUAAUCGGC